This is a messenger RNA of Nelumbo nucifera (sacred lotus), 4178 nucleotides long. RefSeq names its product LOW protein: zinc finger CCCH domain protein. Lineage: Eukaryota; Viridiplantae; Streptophyta; Magnoliopsida; Proteales; Nelumbonaceae. The record is from RefSeq and is a predicted model, not a curated record.
GGGACAUUACCGUCCCACAGGGAAUUAUCCGUGAUUCUCCAAGACCAAGAGACGCCUUGGAGUCACAUUUUUAAUUUCGAAAAAAAUACAGCAAAUCAUUUUUGAUCUCUCUCGAUUCCAAUAUUUCAUCUUCUCAACGGCUCGAUUCUCAUUUCAUCUGUCUCAGUUUUUCUGUUUGGUCAAUAUUGAUCUUGCUAGAAUCUGGUGAAUCUCGGCUAUCUCAUUUCGGAGGGAGUUUGUAAGAUUCCCUUUUUUUUCCCCUCCCGGCGGCCUGUCAUCUGGUUUCCGGCUACUUCGCCCUCGGUUUCCUGUCGAUCUGCCAUUUAAUGCUUGAGCUGCGGCAUUUGGAUAGGUCGUCUGUGGAGUUCAGCUUCCAGUCUGCUUAGGGUUUGGUCUGGUUCGUGGCUUAGAAGUUAGGGUUUCAAGCUUUGGAUUUUGCUUUCUUUAAUUUUUGGUACUUCGUCAUGCCGCGAAGUUCUCGACAUAAGUCACACAGGCAACACAAACACAGUUCUAAGGAUACUAGAGAAUAUUCGGACUCUGACGAAGAUGGGAGUUUGAGAGAUAGGAAAGGCAGGGAAGAAGCUGCUGCUAGGGUUUCCAGGGAUUCAGCGUCUGGUGAGAAACGGAAGCUUGGUUCUCAGUCACAGGAUGGCAAAGAUCUUUUCGGUCCAGGUAACGGUGAUAUGUCAGAAGAUUAUGUUGCUUCGAAGAGGCGGAAAGAUAGGGCCGAUGCUGUAGUCACUGAUCGCUGGAACGGCGGCGAGGACGAACAAGGAGACUCUUUAGUUGGAGACAGAGAGACGAAAGGGGACGGGCCACGACCCGAUUCAGAUAAAGGUCCCAAGUCAAAGUCUUCAGUUGAUUCGAAGAGUAAGUCUAGCAGAAAGAGCGAUAGUUGGAGUGAGAGAAAAGAGGAAAAUGUGGUUUCAACAGGGGAGAAUGAGGAGGCAAGGAAGAGUAUGAGUAAGGUUGAGUCAAAGCGUAAAUCUGAAAAGGAUUCAAGUCGGAAAGAUAAUCAUCAAUACAAGGAUGCAAAGGAAAAGGAACGGGGAACAGAGAAGGAUAGAAAGGUUCAAGACGUUAGGCGUGAGAGAUCAGUUGAUACUAUUCCGGGGUCAGGGGUUGCGGGUGGUGAAUUAGGUAGGAAACAAGGUUCCCAAUCAGGGGGUUUUGAAGAAGAGCGUCCCGUGAAGCGGGAAGCAGACAAUACAGAGUGGCAGAUACAAGAUGACUUGCGUAAUCCUGAGUUAGAGAAAGAACUUGAGAAACGGAUCAGGCGUAGGAGAGACGGCUCAGGUGACAAAGAUAAAUAUCAAGAUGAUGUCAGGGACAGUACUGAAAAAAGAUUGUCUUCUAGGGAUGAUCAUUCCAAGAAUGGAAGAUAUAAAGAGGAAAGGAAUAAAGAUGGGAGGUACAGAGUUAAGUAUCGAGAAGAUCUGGAGAGAGAUCACAGGCCCAGGGAUGAUAAACACAGAGAUGAGCGUUCUUCUAGAGAUCAUAUAAGCAGUAGGUCUGACUCUAAGCAUUUGAGGGAUGAAAGUAUAUCUGCAGAAAGCCGUCAUAAAAAAUCUAAGUCCCAGGAUGAUGAUCGUGAUGGUAGUCCACAUCCUGACAACCGAGGAGCCAGGUAUAAAGAUAUCAAAGGAAGGAAAAGAUCUAAUGAUGAUACUGAUGAUCAUGGUGAUAUUAAGCUCCAAAGUAGCAAGGAACACCGCUCUGAUGUUGAGAAGAAGUCAUCUAGCAGUAGCAAAAUAGACUCACAUGUCGAUAGGGGAAGGUCUCAAUCACGCCAUGCUGAUGUUGAUUCUUCUGUAAGCAAUGCAAGGCGGAAGAGUUCCCCAAGCCCUGGUGCUCAUGUUUCUAAAGAGCAGCAUAGGCAUGGCUCAAAGCAAAUGGACAUGAAGUAUAGAGACUCUGCAUCUGAAGAAAGAAUUCGGCCUAAUGCAACUUCCUCAAGAGAGGUUGGUGUCUCUGGCAUCCUUGAAAAAUCACGAUCUUUGGACAAGUCUGUACAAAGGGAUGACAACCAUUUUGGUGAGUUGUCAACUGAACGGUCUCCCAGAUCAGAUGUUCUGGCCUCACCCAUGCAGUUUGAGAAAUCACCAUCAUCAUCAAGUAUUGACCGGAGAUACUCCAAUAGAAGCAGUGUGAGACGGAGCCUUGAUGUUGAAGAAACAGGACGAAGGAGUACUGGUUCUAAAGAUGCAAGGGAUCAUUCCAAUAAUGAAGACAGAGGUAGCCGGGAAUUUCCUUUUGAGAAGGCAGUGGAUGAGUUUUCUCAAGGAGAUGGUGACACUGUGUCUGUUUCAUCAUCCUUCAAUAGAACUGGUCACUUUCCUGACAGAUCAUCAUCUCUUCCUCCACCACCGCCUUUCAGAGCUGGUGCUGAUGGGCCUUCAGUUUUAGGUUCAUCAGAAGAAGACAGCAGAGGUAAGCCCAGUAACCGUUUCAAGAGGAGUAGUGAUACCGGUGCAGGAAGGGGGCAGGGAAAUCCUUGGAAAGGUACACCAAAUUGGCCCUCACCAGUAGCAAAUGGUUUCCUUCCUUAUCAACAUGGGCCACCACCUGGAGGAUUUCAUGUGAUGCAGCAAUUUCCUGCUCCACCCUUGUUUGGAGUUAGACCGUCGAUGGAAUUAAAUCAUGCCGGGGUUCAUUAUCAUUUGCCCGAUACUGACCGGUUUUCCACUCAUGGACAUCCAUUUGGGUGGCGGAAUCCAGCUGAAGAGUCUUGCCCACCUCAUUUGCAUGGAUGGGAUGGGAGUAAUGGUGUCUAUGGUGAUGACUCUCACAUGUUUGGGAGACCAGAAUGGGAUCAGAACAGACACUUGAUGAGUGGUCGUGGGCGGGAAACUAGUGCAGAAAUGUGGAAGGGACAUAACGGUGGUAUGAACAUGGAGUUGCCCACGACAUCCCAGAAGGAGGAUUAUCCACUCCGUGUCCCUGAUGAGGUCUGGGCUGGGCAGUCAAGCCAGCGGACCCGAAAUGAACGGAACAGGUCUGUCACUAGGGCAGAAAGCAUUGAAAUAAAGAGAUCCAGCUCCACUCCAGAAAAGGGCAUUUCUGAAGCUUCUCCAAAAUCCAUCCACGGGAAUAGUCCUGAGCCUUGUAAAAUAUCUAGUAAUGGUGGUUCUCAAUUUUGUCAUGUUUAUCUAUCUGGGAUAGAAAUCUCAGAGGAUCUUACCCAUCCGGAGUUGUAUGGCCAGUGCAUGGGCUUAUUGGAAACUGAAGGAAAUAAGACUGAUGAAGAUGUUACCAAGAAUGCACAAAUGGACCUAGAGGAGAGUGCAGAAUCUGGAUAUAAUAUUUCUUAUACUAUGGGUGCUUCCUUCUUCCCUGCAAUCAGGGCUACUGUUUUCCAGAGAGCCCUGAACCUUUACAAAAAGCAGAGUGAAGAGAUGAAGGCCAAAAACAUUCAAUCAUUCUCUGAGCCACAACAAAAAAUGAUAACAGCAGAUGAUGGGGUGAAACCCGAGCUGGUUCCAACUUCCAAUCAGGAGACAGCAGGGGAUGCGGUUCUAGAUUAUUACAAGCAAGAGAAAGCAGAUGCAGUCCCUACUUCCAAUCUGGAGGCAGUGGAACAAUUUCCAAGUCUCAGUGAUCAGAAGCCUGUUAAGAUGGGGGAGCGUGUUUCAACUACUGGUGAAGAGGUUGUGGAACUGAUGUCAACUCCUUUGGUGGACGAUAUCAGACCACCAUCAACUCCCAGUCAGAAGAUACCGGAGUCGGAACCAACUCCAGGAAAGGUUGUACAGGAGGUGAUGAUUUCAGCUUCAAAUCAGAAGAAAAUGGAGCUUAUUGCUAGUCCAGAUCAGGAGAAACAUGAAGCAGUGGGACACUGCCUUUUCUCUCCUGAAACUGCUUCACAGCCUAUAAGCAAUUCAAUCAGUAACGAUGAGGAAACAAACAAAAGUGGCAUUUCCAAGGGCAACCCUUCCACUAAUGGUAGUGAAGGGAAUCAGGCAUUCGGUGAUAUAAUGUGUGGUCCAGUAGGUUUUUCUGACAGUUCCAAGGUUUGUGAGGCUUUAAUGUCUGAGUCAAUUGAGUCUGGGUUGGUAAAUUUAAGUCGGAUACAUCAUUCUCCUGAAAGUACACAUUGAGACAUUUUCUAUUCCAUGUGUUUUUUGAAAUGCCAUUUUCAUUGAAAUUCAUCAUGUUUCUCAUUUUGUUCGCCAUUA